Messenger RNA from Varroa destructor (honeybee mite), 547 nucleotides. It is a transcript of the gene RpL23, whose product is annotated as ribosomal protein L23. Gene Ontology annotation, biological process: translation. NCBI's taxonomy places the organism in Eukaryota, Metazoa, Arthropoda, Arachnida, Mesostigmata, Varroidae. The record is from RefSeq and is a predicted model, not a curated record. Gene Ontology annotation, cellular component: cytosolic large ribosomal subunit; ribosome. Gene Ontology annotation, molecular function: structural constituent of ribosome; large ribosomal subunit rRNA binding.
AGUCUUUUCCACUGGCGUGCAGUGUGCGAGCAACAUCGGGUCGCACGUUUUGUGCAAGUUUGUAUAGUUUUCGGGCCGUACAAGGUUCUAACAAUGUCAAAAAGAGGACGUGGUGGACAGGCAGGAGCCAAGUUCCGCAUUUCGCUAGGUUUGCCUGUGGGUGCAGUGAUGAACUGCGCUGAUAACACGGGUGCGAAGAACUUGUUCGUGAUCGCCGUAAACGGAAUCAAAGGUCGCCUUAACAGGCUGCCCGCUGCAGGAUGUGGCGAUAUGUUCGUCGCAACUGUGAAGAAGGGUAAGCCCGAGCUACGUAAAAAAGUUAUGCCGGCCGUGGUUAUUAGACAGCGAAAGGCGUUCAGGAGGAAGGAUGGUACAUUCAUUUACUUCGAAGAUAAUGCUGGCGUAAUUGUUAAUAACAAGGGCGAAAUGAAGGGAUCUGCAAUCACCGGUCCCGUGGCGAAAGAGUGCGCCGAUCUUUGGCCAAGAAUUGCUUCGAAUGCGUCAUCUAUCGCCUAAAUAAAUGCCCGACGUCGAUGAUUCGAUGGAG